UCCUGCCACGACGUCCCAAGUUUUCCAACUUCCAUACCCAGCAUUCCCGUCGCGUCGGCACAUCAUGGCGUAGCGAUGUGGAUGGACGCGCGUAGUUCUGGUCGCCACCGCGAAGUUCGGACACCGAGUAACGUCAUCGUGGAAUUAUUGGAAACUAUCGAGGAGCUAACGGACAUCGCUUGGAGCGGACUUCAGACGUUCCUCGGUGAGUAAAGAUGAUGGCUGAUGCCAGCGACAUGUUGGCAGCCGCCUUGGAGCAGAUGGAUGGCAUUAUAGCAGGCUCCAAGGCUCUGGACUAUUCCAAUGGGAUGUACGACUGUCAGUCCCCCACCUCUCCUUUCAUGGGCAGCCUGCGGGCGCUGCACCUUCUGGAAGACCUUCGGAGCGUCCUGGAGUUGAUGGACACGGAGGAACGGGAGAGUCUGCGCUGCCAGAUCCCUGACUCAACAGCUGACAGUCUGGUCGAGUGGCUCCAUGGUCACUUGUCCAACGGGCACAUGUCUCUGAGCGGCUCUGACCACUACCAGGAGAGGCUUUCCCGAAUAGAGUGUGAUAAGGAGUCACUGGUUCUGCAGGUGAGCGUGCUGACGGACCAGGUGGAGGCUCAGGGAGAAAAGAUUCGAGACCUGGACUCGUGCUUGGAUGAGCACAGGGACAAACUUAACGCCACUGAGGAGAUGCUACAACAGGAGAUUCUGUGCAGAACUACACUGGAGACCCAGAAGCUAGAACUGAUCUCCGAAGUGUCCAACCUGAGGCUGAAGCAGAAUACCAUGGAGAAGGACACACUUGAUUUCGAUGAUAGAUUUAGAGAUAGUGAGGAUUUGAUUCUUGAAAUCAAUGAACUGCGGUACAGAUUGAGCGAGCUGGAGAGUGAAAAACUACAGUAUGAAAAGAAACUUAAAUCCACAAAGUCGCUAAUGGCCAAGCUUUCUAGCCUGAAAAUCAAAAUGGGCCAGAUGCAGUAUGAGAAACAGAGGAAGGAGCACAAACUCCAGGCUAUGAAGGAGGAGCUGGCCACGAUGAGGUGGCAGCUGGAGGGCAAAGACGGAGAGAUGAGGAGACUACAGGAAGAGACGGGCUUCAAAGCCAUGGCCUCGAGCAGUUCAGAUCCCACGGAGAGAGAUGUGGAAGUGCAGAGAAUGAAAAAGGCCGUUGAGUCGUUGAUGGCAGCCAAUGAAGAAAAGGAUCGUAAGAUUGAUGAACUUAAGCAGUCGCUGCUGCGUUAUAAGAAAGUUCAAGAGAUGGUGAUGUCAGUGCAAGGGAAGAAAGAGAAAAACAAAGAUACUGAACACAUGGGCAGUAAUGGUGAUGAGUCCAUUGCAUUCUUCUCAAACAUGCCUGUGUUCACGGAGUCAGAAAAGUAUGACGUUACAGAUGUGGAUCAACUGAAGAGUAGGAGCCCAGAUGAGUUGGAGAUCCUCAAUGGACUGAAUGACGAGCCUUCCCCCACACCGAGCCCUUCAGACCCAGAAGGAGUAUCGGAGGCAGCGCCAGAUGUAGAAAGCUGCCAGGAAGCUGCACAGACUGGCAGCCACGAGCAUCUGGAGAGGAGCAACAAUAAGAAUGCCAGUGCAGAGACUGGUGCAAAGCCGCCCACGGGUCCCUCCGCCAGCACAGAGGAUGAAAGCUUUGGUUCGAGAAAGGCUCGUUCAUCCUUUGGAAAGGGCUUCUUCAAGCUCCGUGGGGGAAAGAAAACAACCAGUACCCCUAACCUCGCUGAAAUGGAGCGCCAGGGCACCGACCAUCUGGAUCUGGCCGGGCUGCCACAGAGGUCGGCUAACAGCGACAGCACCAACACACUGUCUACGACUCCAGAGAGCAGGAAGAAAUCAAAGGGGAUAAAGAAACUCUUUGGGAAGCUAAAAAGGAGUCAGUCUACCACAUUUAACCUGGAUGACAACCUACCAGAAGGUGACUUCAGGAGAGGCGGAGUUCGAGCCACAGCAGGACCCAGAUUGGGUUGGUCUCGUGACCUCAAAACAGCAAACAACGAUGUCGAUGCUCCCUUUGCACGCUGGUCCAAGGACCAGGUGUGUGACUGGCUGCAGGGGCAGGGCCUGGGCCUUCAUGUCAACAUGGCUCGGGGAUGGAUCUCCUCUGGGCAGACGCUGCUGCAGGCCUCACAGCAGGACCUGGAGAGGGAGCUGGGCAUCAAACACCCGUUGCACAGAAAGAAGCUGCAGCUGGCUCUGCAGGCCCUGGGCUCAGAGGAGGAGGACAAUAAGGGAAAGCUGGACUACCACUGGGUGACGAGAUGGCUGGAUGACAUUGGUUUGCCUCAGUACAAGACCCAAUUUGAUGAGGGGAGGGUGGAUGGUCGCAUGCUGCACUACAUGACAGUGGAUGACCUGCUCUCUCUGAAAGUGGGGAGCGUCCUGCAUCACCUCAGCAUCAAGAGAGCCAUCCAAGUGCUCCGACUCAACAACUAUGAGCCCAACUGCUUGCGUCGUAGGCCGUCUGACGAGAACAAUAUUUCUCCAGCGGAGAUUUCCCAGUGGACCAACCACAGGGUGAUGGAGUGGCUGCGGUCUGCAGACCUGGCCGAAUACGCUCCCAACCUGAGAGGCAGCGGCGUGCACGGCGGCCUGAUGGUUCUGGAGCCACGGUUCAACGUGGAGACCAUGGCUUUGCUGCUGAACAUCCCCCCCAACAAGACGUUGCUGCGCCGUCACCUGGGCACACAUUUCAACCUGCUCAUUGGCUUAGAGGCCCAGCAGCUCAAACAGGAGUGUCUAGAAAACCCGGACUACACUCUGCUGACGGCCACCACUAAGGUCAAGCCAAGAAAACUAUCAUUUGGUAACUUCGGCAGUCUGAGGAGAAAAAAGCAGGAUGAGACGGAGGAGUAUGUGUGUCCGAUGGAUGUGGAGAUGCCGAAGGGACGAAGCUUUCAGAAAGGCUUUGAACUCCAAAUCUACGAGGAUGACCUUGACAGACUAGAGCAGAUGGAGGACUCUGAAGGAACUGUGAGACAGAUCGGAGCGUUCUCUGAGGGCAUUCAAAACCUCACGAGCAUGCUGAAAGAUGAUGAAUUCUUCAAUGAGGCUUCAAAUUCACCAAACCCCAGUGUAACGGACGAGGACUCCAACGCAUGAGACCCGGAUCCCUUGUGACUGGGACGCUGUGCCAAUACUUCAUCACACACAGACCUCCCUCGACAAACCCCAACAACACUCAUUUCUUCUUAUUGUUAUGGUCAAAGAUGAGCCAGUAUUUAAAUGUUUUAUCAUUUUUCAUUCAUAAACAUUGGUGUCUUGACAGCCUACAGUCCGGUAGCCACUAUCCCUCCUGCACGUUGUCUCUGCUACUGCCGUGUGAUGAAAGCGGGGGAACCUUUGGGGCGACCCCACUGCUCGCCUACCAGCUGGUUUCUGGAGUUGUGUACCGCCACCUUUCUAUUUGUGAUGGAACUGUGUCAACCAGCAGAAGAAAAUAUGCCAAUGUAGAUUUUAAUAUAUGUCUUUUUAAAUGACUUUCUGACUUUAGAACGAUUGAAGAAAGAAGUGAUGUGCUGGGAAGAUUUGCCCAUCUUUAGAAGUUGGUGUAAAGUUAUAACUCCAGAUGGCUGCUAUGUUUUCUACAGAACUAAAUCCUGUCAUAUAUUUGAUCCUACACCACAUUUAACAGGCUAAAAGUAAUAUUCUACAUGUAUUUGCACCGAUACAUAUCAUACAGCAUAACGCCUAAUAUCAUUGCAUGGUAUUAAAAUUCAACACAUUUACAGUAUAUAACUUUUUGUUUAUUUUUGACUAUAAACUGAUUUUUAAUGGAAUCCAGGUUUUGGAAAGUGUUCAGAUUUGUGAUCUAACAUUAUGUCAGAUUUUUUCCAAAUACUAUUGUCAUAAUGCAACCCUUGACCUAAAUGU
Pungitius pungitius (ninespine stickleback) is the source of this 3869-nucleotide messenger RNA. RefSeq names its product PPFIA binding protein 1b (gene ppfibp1b). The record is from RefSeq and is a predicted model, not a curated record. Bases 216 to 3098 code for a protein of 960 amino acids. Gene Ontology annotation, biological process: neuromuscular junction development. The transcript has 26 exons. Lineage: Eukaryota; Metazoa; Chordata; Actinopteri; Perciformes; Gasterosteidae. Gene Ontology annotation, molecular function: protein binding. Gene Ontology annotation, cellular component: presynaptic active zone.